This is a messenger RNA of Colletotrichum abscissum, 249 nucleotides long. RefSeq lists its product as uncharacterized. The record is from RefSeq and is a predicted model, not a curated record. Bases 1 to 249 code for a protein of 82 amino acids. The transcript has a single exon. Lineage: Eukaryota; Fungi; Ascomycota; Sordariomycetes; Glomerellales; Glomerellaceae.
AUGGGUCUCCCAAUCAAACUAGGCGUCCCCAACGUCCCAGAAGACGAACCUACAAAGACACAACCAGCUCAGUCUAGUACCACAGAAACAGUCGGACAGAGCCAGCAACACACGGGCCAAGCUACCGGCGCCGGCGCAAACACGGGAGCCGGCACCACCCGCCCCAAGACGGAAGCCGAGCUCGAGGCCGACCGGCUCUACGAGGAGGCCAUGGAGGAAGAAUACGCCAAGAGAGACGGCGGCUCAUAG